GCUCUUCAAUGACUGAAUAUUCUGAAUAAACAAAUUGACCUUAAAGAACAACACAAUUUAAUACUGUUGUACUUAGUUUACAUUUGGUGGACCCUGCCACCGUUCCAGCAACAUAAAUAUGUCUGAAUUUGCCUUAUUAAUAUCACUAAUUGUAUAAAAUAUUAAACUGUAUGAGUCUGAAUUUCAUCUCCAAAACUCCACAGUGCCCCUUUGAUGUUACGCACUAAUACAACAGUGUGAAUUCCUCCCAUGUGGAUAAAGUAAUCGGCAGCGGACCUGAUUUUGAGUUUGGAGUGACGCACCUUCUCAUCACAUACGAUCUUGGACCGCAGUGAGACGAGGGGACGUCGCUUUGACGAUCUCAGCCGAUCUCUGCCGACUGUUCCCGAAGUGUGCCGCCGGUGGAGCAGCUCUCUCCCCUAUAAACAGGCUUCUCCCGAUGCAGUUUUCCACCCGCUCUUUGUCCGCGGCCGAGCGACCGACGACGCGUUUCCCUUUAAGAGGAUGUCGGACACACACAUGCCUUAUUUAAUUAUUUUGUGUAAUGUCGGCAGGCAGAAACUUGGGACUCGACGGUAGCGCUGAAAGGCAGCGACGGUAGGAGAGGAGCGUAGCAUCCCCGGCGGGCAUCACCUCAUCUCAGAGUGGCGGAGGGUUAGCCGAGCCUCCGGACCGACGCCAGCCCGGCGUCCUUGCUCGUGUCCUGGGCAGCGGUGGCGUUUUCUGAGAGGGCACGACACUCGCUCGCUUCUUCUUCUUCUCGGGGACUGACAUGUCUUUUCACAUGACAGACAAAGCAGGCUGGCUUCGAGGCGCGGAGGAGACGCGGUGAAAGUACUCUGUGCUCCCCUGUCACCCCGCGAUGUUUCGGAUGUUUGACAGCGCGCAGUAGGAUCUGGCCUCACACUGAGCGUCAUUUUGAAGGGAGCUCUCCCACAUCUCGUCCCCCCACCCGGGGACCAAACAUCACGACAACUUUUCCCCCGCUCUGCCUCUAACUCUUCCUAAUAAUGACAUCCCCGGACUCUCCCCCGCUGGUCUCCCCUUCCCCGUGUCCUGCUCCCCCUCCGUCCCUUCCCUCCUCCCCGGUGCCCUCGUCCCCAGCCCCUUCCUCCUCCUCCCUCCCUGCUCCGCCCUCGCUGCCUCCCACGGGGGAGGUGAUGGUGCUGGCUCUGGGCAGGAAGAAGCAGAGGGUGCUGAUCGCUCUCUCCAUCCUGCCCAACCUCUUCCUGGCCUUCCUGCUCUCCUCCGACCCCCUUAUCACCCUCUCCCCGCCGCACCACUGCCACCUGCCGGGACCCUUGCCGUCGCCCGAGGUGCUGAACGCCUCCUUGCCUUGGGACAAGGGAGAGCGGCCCGGGGACAGAGGAGGCCUGUCCCAGUGUAGGCAGUACAGCAAUGGCAGCCAGUCGGCUGUGGUGGACUGCGAGGACGGCUGGGACUACAACGUAACUGAAGGGCUGAGGAACAACAUUGUCACAGAGUGGGAUCUGGUGUGUGGUCAGUACUGGCUGGUCCCAGUGGAGGAGGUGUGUUUCAUCCUGGGCGUCCUGACUGGCUGUCUCGGUCUUGGCUAUGCCGCCGACAGGCUGGGCCGGUCCAAGACCCUUCUCACCUCCCUGACCUUGUCGGUGGUGUUUGGGGUGCUAGUGUGUGUCUCUCCGUACCCCUCGAUCUUCAUCGUCAUGCGAUUCUGUUUGGCAGCAGCUAGUGCGGGAGUCUACCUCACUCUGUACAUCACUCGUCUGGAGCUGUGUGAACCGUCUCUGAGGCUGGUGGCCACCAUGCUGGCCGGGCUGAUGACUGUAGCCGGAGAGCUGCUACUGCUAGCCGUCGCCCUGGGGUGCCAGUCCUGGAGGGGCCUGCUUGGAGCCGGUGCCGCCCCGCUAACACUGUUCCUCAGUUAUGGGAUUCCUGGAGUGUUUCCAGAGUCUCCUCGAUGGCUCCUUCUGUCAGAGAGAUCUGCAGACAUGAACUCUUUCAGUGAGAGGAGAAACUCCAACAGAGAUGUGAGGGAUGACGAGAGCUUCACAGAGCUAGAUUCAGAGCCGGCCCCCUCCUCACGCCCCCGCCUCUCCUUCCCGGAGCUCUUCCACAGCAGGAACAUCUGGAAGAACAUGUGUGUGCUCGGCUUCACCUCAUUCAUCUCUCAUGGCAUUAGUCACUGUUACAGCUCUUUCCGAGGUGACGUCAGGGGCACUGCCCCCAGCUUCUACUGGACGUACCUGCUGUCUGUGUGUGCAGGGGGCGGUGCCUGGCUGUUGCUCUGGGCGACUGUAGACAGGUGCGGCCGGCGUGGCAUCCUGCUCCUCGCCAUGACGAUGACGGGGCUGGCCUCUUUGAUCCUUCUGGGACUCAUGGAGUAUCUGAGUGAGACGGCCAUCACAGUGUUCUCAGUGCUGGGUCUCUUCUCCUCCCAGGCUACAGCCUCCCUCUGCAUCCUCUUCACAGCAGAGAUAAUGCCCACCAUCAUCAGGGGCACUGGUGUAGGAGCAGUGCUCGCGCUGGGCUGCGUGGGCCGCCUCAGCUCUCCGCUCAUGGACCUGAGGAACCACUACGGUUACUUCCUGCACCACGUGGUCUACUCCUCUCUGGCCCUGCUGGCCGUGCUGUCCAUCCUGCUGCUGCCUGAGAGCAAGAGGAAGCCGCUGCCCCAGACGCUGGCCGAUGGGGAGCAGUACCGACGCCCCCCGCUGGGCAGGAGGAGGAGGGACAAUGUGCCGCUGUUGGCCACUCCCAACCCAGAGACCUAAGGGACUCCUGAAAGAGUGGACUGUGCUCAAAUCACUCACUUUGCAUUCAGAACAUUUACAUCUGUCAUGUCCAUGCAGGGGAGGACAAUGAGCGAUAUAGAGACCUGAAGGUGAUGGUGAUCAGACUCUAAGCUUCCUAACAUAUCAUCCUCUAGUCAUUCCAAACGCAGGCGGUUGGGUUGAGUUGCCAUGUUUCUGCAUUCUGUAUCUCCUGCCAUUCACAUGUGUGUCAGUCUGACACACAAUGUCCACGCACACACGUGUAGGGAAGUCUUCAUCUUUCAUCUUUUCCUAACCAGACGGCGGACGGAUGGUCCUCCCACCAUGUGACACACCAGCAUACACUGCUGCACGCAGUCCUCCCGUGUGUCUGUUGUAGAAGUGUUAGCUGCUUUCUACUGACACUCCAGACCAGACGUGGGGUCGGAGAGUAGUCGCAAGUGAUUCUUAGCAUUUGUCUUAACCCACGUAGAGCGUUUUUUUUUUUUGUUGUGUUCGCUGUGUUAGACAACACGGUAAGUGCUUGCAGGUGUGCAAAAGCAAAGUCAGUCUUUUACACUUUCCUGUUACACUUGUGAUAAAACAGCUGGCGGACGAACAUUGUAAGACUCGAUGGAGUUAUGGUUGUUAAAAUGCCUUGUAAAUACUCUAGACUUAGUUUCUUUAACUUCUUGGGGCAUCUGAGUUUUGUUAAAGCAGACCCUGUGGCUGGAAACCGUACAGUACAGUACGCUAUGCAGUGGAGAGACGAUGCAGAGCACUUUCUUUUUAAAGAUGAUGGAUAUUAAUUUGACCGAAUUUUACAAAUUUAAGGGGCAGUUUUAUGAACACAAAUCAACUGUUUAUCAUAAUGGGAUCAGAGGCUCAAAACAAAACAAACAGAAAGAAGUUUAUGUUCAAACUGUGUGAAUCCAGUUACUCAAUCUGGCCUGGAGCCAGUGAUAUUUAUGUCUUAUUUAUGUUAUUAAGCAUAAUCAAUAAAUUAUCCAGAGGCCUAGUGUUUUAUAAAUAUUAAGCUAAAUAUAAUUUAAUUGGGAUGGCAUGGGAUAAACUUUCCAUUUUCUGAUGUCUCUGAUCAAACAACAGUGAAGCUGUUAAACUGUCACAACAUUCCUGCAUGUUUGGAAGCACUGAAGGGCUUGUUUUUUUUUCUGUAUUUCCUCAGAAGCUUAUAGUUACUCAAUACCUCUCUAGAUGACCAGAGAAUAGACGGGUACGAACAAACAACCGUAGAGGUCGUAUAACCAGGCACAUAUAUUUUUUUGUCAGGUCUUAAACGUGGAGGUUUUUGAACAAGGUCAUCUGUACUUGAAUGUGUCUUGAUGCUGGAAAAAGGGCCCGAUGACGAUGCUCCGCGAGGUCUGAAUGGGAGCUGAAGAGGGCCCAAGAGCUCCAAAUUAACCCCCGGCUCUUCAAGCACGCAAAAUGGAUGCAAUUUUCUUCAGAGCUUCCUCAUUAAUUUGAGGCUGAAGUUGUCAAAAUCUGAGAAUUUUAAACUUCGAUACAGUGCAAGCAUAAAAAAAAAAACUAUACUUGACACCUGUUUUGAUACCACGGCAAAAAAAGAAAAUCCUGAAAAGAAAAAACAGGACAAUUAUUUUCCUUUUUUACUUUCAACCUGUGAUGGGGUAAGAAAAAGUCACUGAAGACAUACCAACACAUUUGUAACUGUGGCUCUGUUUUUUUAAUGAAUGAAUUUAUUUUUUCUUAAUAGUUCAGGUACUUUCGAUACUUUCGGAAGUAUAGUAAACAGAGAUGUAUCGUUUUAAACACAUGGUAUCAAAAGAAGUAUCGUUCCUUUCGACAACCUUAGAGCUGAUGCCACUUUGAAUUUGGCACAAGUUUAAACUAUAACAGAGAAUUACCAAAGCAUGUCAGUUUCAGUGCUUGAAAACAGUCUCGAUAUAUUAAUGGGCUCGGGUAAUUCUUAUCCUCAAGUGUUUGUGGGUGCCUGAUAUAAGGAGGACACAGGAGUUGUUUAAUUUGGAACCUGAUGUAGAUGAAAUUAUGAAGGACGCUCACCUUUGCUGAUGGCUUCUUCCUCCGUCAGCCUUUGGUAGUUUUUUUCCUCUGUAUGUUGCACUUAUACACUGAUGAUUAUUAUCACUAUGAUUAACUUGACUCGAGUAUUAUUAUAUCUGAAAACACUGAUGAGCUGUUCAAUGAUGAGUGUGAUGCAGUUAACUCUAUAGCCUAAUUUAAUGUAAAAUAAAACUGGUUAAAUAAACAUGA
Acanthopagrus latus (yellowfin seabream) is the source of this 4985-nucleotide messenger RNA. It is a transcript of the gene slc22a17, whose product is annotated as solute carrier family 22 member 17. The transcript is spliced from 10 exons. Lineage: Eukaryota; Metazoa; Chordata; Actinopteri; Spariformes; Sparidae. Gene Ontology annotation, biological process: transmembrane transport. Gene Ontology annotation, cellular component: membrane. Gene Ontology annotation, molecular function: transmembrane transporter activity. The coding region runs from base 1011 to 2753 and encodes 580 amino acids. The record is from RefSeq and is a predicted model, not a curated record.